Salvelinus fontinalis (brook trout) is the source of this 1945-nucleotide messenger RNA. Its product is annotated as E3 ubiquitin-protein ligase NRDP1-like. Gene Ontology annotation, biological process: protein ubiquitination. The transcript is spliced from 7 exons. The coding region runs from base 646 to 1602 and encodes 318 amino acids. Gene Ontology annotation, cellular component: endoplasmic reticulum tubular network. Gene Ontology annotation, molecular function: ubiquitin protein ligase activity. The record is from RefSeq and is a predicted model, not a curated record. Lineage: Eukaryota; Metazoa; Chordata; Actinopteri; Salmoniformes; Salmonidae.
UCGGUGUGAGACUAGGCAAAUUUACAGGAAUACAUGGCCUUAAUGAUACAUAAGGUAAUAAUUUAAACAGCAAUGCAAGAUCAGUGCAAGUAUGUAACCCAGGUCGACUAAUUACUUAUAAAGUAGCUAGCAAGACCAGUCUAGCAACUAGGGCGUAAUCAUUAGUCCAAACAGUUAUAAAACGGAACGGUUUGCAAAUAAAACGAGAGUUUCUAUUGGUCAAAUUCAAGUAGGUCAUAUAUACAGUCAUUGGUAGGUCCCUCCCCGUUUCGUUCAAGAAACAUUUUGCAACAGAAUUGACUCAAUGAAUACGCCCCUGCUGUAGUUUAACAAACUGCAGUAACGUUACUAUGCUAGCUAACGUUAGCUAUAGCUAACUGGGUGCCAGGUCGUAAGCUACACAUUUCAUUACCUCAACAGUGUGUAUUGUCGUCCACAGCUGAUUUGUCCGGUAUAAUGGAUUUUAAGCCAUGGAACAAAUGCAUUUUCUGAGGACGUCAUUACCCUGGCCCCAGGUUGCUCCUCUCACCUUCCCAAAACUCUGCCCCUGCGGUCUGUGGUCCAUAUUUUAAAUGAAGAGGAGGGCUGAGGAUUCUGGCCCAAGGAAGGAAAGACACCGGUUGUAGUUGGUUCCGGUGAUGUGCCAUGGGCUACGACGUCACCCGGUUCCAGGGGGAAGUGGAUGAGGACCUGCUGUGCCCUAUCUGCAGUGGGGUCCUAGAGGAGCCCGUUCAGGCCCCUCACUGUGAGCACGCCUUCUGCAAUGCCUGCAUCACCCAGUGGUUCUCGCAGCAGCAGAUAUGCCCCGUGGACCGCAGCGUGGUGACGCUGGCCCACCUGCGCCCCGUGCCCCGCAUCAUGCGCAACAUGCUCUCCAAGCUGCAAAUCAACUGCGACAACGCCGGCUUUGGCUGCGUUGCUGUGCUGCGCCUGGACCAGCUGCAGUCGCACCUCAGGGACUGCCAGCACAACCCCAAGAGGCCCAUCCAGUGCGAGCAGGGCUGCGGUCUGGAGAUGCCUAAAGAUGAGGUGUCUAGCCAUAACUGCAUCAAACACCUGCGCAGCGUGGUCCAGCAACAGCAGGGCAAGAUCGCAGACCUGGAGAAGGCCUCUGCUGAACACAAGCACCAGCUAGCGGAGCAGAAACGGGACAUCCAGUUACUUAAGGCGUACAUGAGGGCCAUCCGCAGUGCCAACCCCAACCUGCAAAACCUGGAGGACACCAUUGAGUACAAUGAGAUCCUGGAGUGGGUGAACUCCCUCCAGCCGGCUCGCGUCACCCGCUGGGGCGGCAUGAUCUCAACGCCAGACGCUGUCCUCCAGGCGGUCAUCAAGCGCUCGCUCAUCGACAGCGGCUGCCCGCCUUCCAUCGUCAACGACCUUAUUGAGAAUGCCCACGAGAGGAACUGGCCUGCCGGCCUGGCCACGCUGGAAACGCGGCAGAUGAACCGGCGCUACUAUGAGAAUUACGUGGCCAAGCGUAUCCCGGGGAAACAGGCGGUGGUGGUGAUGGCCUGUGAGAACCAGCAUAUGGGGGAGGACAUGAUCCUGGAGCCAGGCCUGGUCAUGAUCUUUGCCCAUGGGGUGGAGGAGAUACUAUGACCGGGCUGGGGGUGGUGAAGAGCAGAGGGGGAGACUUCUGACUGACCUGAAUUGAACAAAGGAGAGGAGGGAGCAGCGGAUGCUAUGACACGUAUGUCUACGUACUGAAUAGCACCCUAUUCCCCAUAGGCCCUGGUCAAAAGUAGUGCACUAUAUAGGGAAUAGGGUGCCAUUUUGAAUGUAGCCUAUGACACAGCAAGAGCAGGGGAAGAUCCUAUGACAGGGUAGGUUUAAAGGAGAUAUGACACCAAUAGAAGGCUUUAGAGGGAAAACUAUGACAAUCGGGAGUAUGGUAGUAUCAAGUGGGGGUGCUGGGAGUGACAGGUCAAAAUUGUUGGGGGGG